GAAUUUUUCCCCCUGGCGAAUUGAGUUGUAGGUACUUGCAAUAGUAUUCAAAUCGUCUACUAAAACGCUUGGUUCAUGAAGAUAGAGAGAGUACUUGUCGAGCGUUACAUCGUUACCACAGCUUGAAAACCCUAUCAUCGAUCGUGUCGAGCACUUUUCCGUCUUUUCUACCAUCCAAUAGUAUAAAGCGGUUAGAGCGAGUACUUUUUAGGCUUAGUCGCGCUGCAAUUCUCGACCGAGGUGGAUCUCUCAUAUACUGUGUAGGAAAAAAUUGUUCGUUAUUGUUUUACUGCUGUUUUUUGUACUGCUGCCUAACUCGAUUAGCUUAGUGCUGGAGGGUACAAAAUCGAUCGAUCGAUCGGUGGUUAUACAAUCGUGCGCGAGCUCUAGUCUAGCAGAAGAAGUGUGAAACUCGAACCCUCCCUCAGGGACUGCAUUGUGAGUUGCUUUGAAUCCAGCAGGAUGACUCCGUCUAUCAAGAAUAUCCCGCGCCGCCAGGCCAUUCCGAUCCUGUACACCAGGGGAACCCAUUACGAUGUUGGAUACGAUGUGGGAAGAAAUUUUGCCUCGCUCAUCAAAAACUUUCUGCAACUAUCCGGACCACUGAAUGAUACCUAUCUGCCGCUGUAUAACACCGAUGAAGGAAGAAAGGUGUACAACGAAACCCUCGAAUCAGUGAAAAAGUCCUUCCCACAGUACAUUCGCGAGCUGGAAGGAACCGCGGAUGGCGCACAAGUUGAGUUUCAUAAGCUAUUCCUACUCCACAUGGACGAUAUCCUACCGGUCGCCGUCGAAGGCAGAAACAGCAUCAAUCAACCGAUCGGAUGUUCUACCGUUUGCGUCAACGAGCCGGAUUGCGAAAUCCUUGCUCACACGGAGGAUGCACUGAGUGAGGUACUCAAUCACUACUACUUCGUGUCGGCUCACAUCAUCUCGGAUGCCCCGCAGGGCAAGUACAACGUUACCGAGGAACGGUUCACCUCGCUUUGCUAUGCUGGUCAUCUGCCCGGUUAUACCAUGAACUACAACCAUCACGGGUUGGUCUUCUCGAUUAACACGCUUAGCGCUAGAAAGUUGUACGGUGGAAAAACGCCGCGCCACUUCAUAACACGUGCUCUGUUGUCGGCGGAAAACUUUGUACAGGCGCAGCAAAUUCUGCGCGAUAACGGUGUGGGAGCUGCCGAUGGGUGCUCGGUUAAUAUGACGUUCUUGAAACAAGACGGUGAUCGGUUGUUCCACAACGCCGAAAUGGGUCCAGCCGAGCGGGACCAAUCGCAGCUGAACAUCCUGACGGCCAGUCCGGGCGAGUACAUCGUACACGCCAACAUGUACCUCCGGCUGCCGGUGCCGGAGGUGACCGGACUGAUAGUGGACUCCAGCGUGGAGCGCAUGAAAACGUUCAACGCGUUCAAGGCACCGAAAACCCUGAACGAUGUGAUCCGCAUGUUGGGCGAUCAAAGCGCCAAAGAGCAUACGGUUUUCCGCGAGAAGGACGCCAAGGACAUCAUCAAGACGGUUUGCGUUGGAAUAUUCGACUGUCGCAAGCGAACCUGGUCGCUGUACUCGGACAACCCGAAGUUUAACGCACCGCUGGUUGUGAUGCCACUGGUGAUAAGAGACUAAAUUUGCUUUGGUUUAAAAAGAAACGAAGAUAAGAUUUCGCAUUUAUUGUGUCCUUUCACAGAUAUUCAAAUUUCAGUAUGUACUUACAUUUAUUCGUUCACAUCAAUCUUGUUCUAGAGUCACACAGACUAUGCGGUAUACGUUUUAACAUAACUGGGCUGAAAUGAGCAUGAGCAGCCUACAAAAUAGCCUGUUAUUCGUUGUACUUUAUUUAUAAUUAAAGAGUUUAGGCUUUUACAAGCAUU
Molecule: messenger RNA, 1868 nt
Organism: Wyeomyia smithii (pitcher-plant mosquito)
Lineage: Eukaryota; Metazoa; Arthropoda; Insecta; Diptera; Culicidae
Gene: tan
Product: beta-alanyl-dopamine/carcinine hydrolase
Exons: 8
Coding region: 463-1623 (386 amino acids)
Source: RefSeq, a predicted model, not a curated record